This is a messenger RNA of Drosophila ficusphila, 898 nucleotides long. Its product is annotated as putative oligosaccharyltransferase complex subunit CG9662. The coding region runs from base 122 to 571 and encodes 149 amino acids. The transcript has 2 exons. NCBI's taxonomy places the organism in Eukaryota, Metazoa, Arthropoda, Insecta, Diptera, Drosophilidae. The record is from RefSeq and is a predicted model, not a curated record. Gene Ontology annotation, cellular component: oligosaccharyltransferase complex.
CAUCCCUAUCCGAUACAUGACAACAAACUACGCCUACGCCGGCAAAAUUAAGCGACACCGCCACGGAAAUAGAAAAUAACACAUUCCUUUGAAAAAUCAAGCUUUUAACUAUUUACUAAUCAUGAUCGAGACACUGUACAACCUGCCCUUUCAUAUCCUGGUGCCACCAAACAUCAAAGUACGGAGAUUUAGCAUUCCAAUGCCUUCGCCAAUGGCUGUAUUCAGUGUAAUUUUGUUUUCCUAUUUUCUGGUGACAGGAGGUAUCAUCUACGACGUGAUUGUGGAGCCACCAAGUGUGGGAGCCACUGUGGAUGAGCAUGGGCACUCGCGUCCAGUUGCAUUUAUGCCUUAUCGCGUGAACGGUCAAUACAUCAUGGAGGGAUUAGCUAGCAGCUUCCUGUUCACAGUCGGCGGACUGGGAUUCAUCAUCAUGGAUCAAACGCACUCUCCGGGAAAGACGAACCUCAACCGCCUGUUGCUGACCGCCAUGGGGUUCAUUUUCAUCCUGGUCUCCUUCUUCACCACCUGGCUUUUUAUGCGCAUGAAGCUGCCCAGCUACCUGCAGCCCUAGAAUCUCUACUAAAGUGGACAAGGAACUCUCUCUAAAAACAGAAUAUUGCAAAAUCAACUGUUUUCAUAAAUAUUUCCAGUCUCAAAUCACUUUAAGUGGAAGGAAAAUAAUCAAAGGCAUUCCUAAAACUGUUUAUGAAAUUGGUCUACAUAUUGUAAACAAAAAUAUGCAGAUGCAGUACCUCCUUGUGCACUGAAAGUAAUUUUAACGAUCCAGUUUCAGGAAACCCAUUGAUUUCUCACCAUUCCAAUCAUGUCAAAUAAACAAUAUAUUUAUAUGUAAAAGUAUUUAAAUGUAUUAAAAAAUGUACCAAUCUCUAGAUGAAAA